Molecule: messenger RNA, 8313 nt
Organism: Pecten maximus
Lineage: Eukaryota; Metazoa; Mollusca; Bivalvia; Pectinida; Pectinidae
Product: voltage-dependent calcium channel subunit alpha-2/delta-3-like
Exons: 37
Coding region: 493-4140 (1215 amino acids)
Cellular component (GO): voltage-gated calcium channel complex
Molecular function (GO): voltage-gated calcium channel activity
Source: RefSeq, a predicted model, not a curated record
UCCAGUUACAUUCAGUUUAUACAUUGUUAUUAGUUAUUCAUGAGCAUGUGUGAUUUGACAGAGGAGAGUUCUCGUCCAGUAAAGACAGCUUGGAAUACAACAGUUAUCUGACUCUAGUCAGGACUACUGUCACAAAUCGCAGACUUUUGGUGACUGGAUUGAGUCUUCUGACAUCCUGGUUUUAAAUUUCCUACAUUCAACAGGAUGUAAUUAAAUGAUUUUUAUCUCCGAGAUGGAUUCUCCAUUGCUUCAGAAAUUGGAAAUAUUCAACUUCAGGGUUUGAAAUAUUCAUUAUUUUGUUCUGUUAAAAUUAAUUAUAACUGUGAUAUUGUUAUGCUGUACACAUGCUAUAGAAGUGACGACUUUCGUUCAUUACUGCUACUGUCUUUCAUCGUUUGUGUCUCUACAUGGUGAAUACAUGCACUCGUAGUGAUAAAAUCAAUUUCUAUAAUUUGAUUGGAAAGUCUUGAAAUUGAAUUACCAGAAUUUUAAAUGUUCGGAAAUAUGCAUUCUUGGAUACUAUGGGCAGUGUGUGUUUUCUUAUUUAUGUCUCAAUGGGAUGUUUGUGAGUUUAAACGACAACGCGGAAGAGGUCACAAAGAAAAGCUCCCCAGAAAGUUGGACAUUAAUGAGAAUGUAGUAAGGAUGUGGGCAGACAAGUUCAGCAGAACAAUUACGGAAGAAGUCAAGAAAUUUACAGCAUACAACGCCAUCAGAAAAAAAUAUCAAAAACUUACAAGUACCCAUCGCUGGAGUCCUGAAAUCCUCAUCAAGAGAACUGCUCUAAGCAUCAAGCGUUUACUACAAAGCAAAGUCCGAGCUGUCAGGAAUCUGGUUGCGGUUGCUGAAGAAGCCAGUAGAAACCAUACAUUUGAUGAGCAGCUUCAGUUUGACUACCUUAACAACAAGAAACUCCUGACAGAUGCAGACCUCCUGAUGAUGGGGAUCAAUCGUACAAAUCCUGACGUAGUACGACCGCCACCAAGAACUCACAAUGUCACCAAGUCAACUGGGGGUGGCCAGGAGGCAAACUUCCACAGUGACGUGAUGCUGGUUGGAGUGGGGACGACUACAAUGGCUAAAUAUCGCUACCUCCCCACGGUCAAUAGUCCGAGAUUUAAUAACGCGGCGGUGAACUUUAACACCAGUACCAUACAUGUUCCCACAAAUGUUUAUGACAAAAAUGCUUUGAUUCAAAAUGGAGUGAAAUGGUCUGAAGCUCUAAAUGAGAGAAUGUUGCAGAAUGAUCGAGAAAUUAAAGGCCUGACUUGGCAGUAUUUCUGUAGCUCAGAUGGAUUCUUCAGAAUUUUUCCUGGUAUUCGGUGGCCCCAGGACAACAAGGGAGGUAAUAUUGACAUGUUUGACUGCCGAGUCAGAAACUGGUACAUUGAAUCUUCCUCCUCACCUAAGAAUGUGAUCAUUUUGGUGGACACGAGUGGUAGUAUGAAGGGGCUGAGAAUGGAGAUCACUCGCAGUACUAUUGAAAGAAUUCUAGAAACUUUCAGCAGUAAAGACUAUUUUAACAUAAUAUCAUUUAACAAAAAUGUGACGUACUUGGACCCAUGUUUUAAUGGCACAAUGAUGCAGGCGAAUAAAGAGAAUCGAGAAAGAUUAGCGGGAUACAUCAAGAACCUGAAGACGUCAUACAUAGCCAGGUUUGACAAAGCCCUGACGGAGGCCUUUAAUCUGUUUGAGAGGGAGGAGGCGGCCUGGGGUUCACCUCUAUGUAACAAAGCCAUCAUGCUCAUCACAGACGGGGCGCCGGAGGGCUACGAAAAAAUAUUUGAAGAACGAAAUUGGCAAUCAGAGAACAGGAAACCUGUACGGAUGUUCACCUUUCUGAUUGGUCGAGAAGUGUCAGACAACAGGAAUGCCAAAUGGAUGGCUUGUGCAAAUAAAGGUUACUAUUCCCAUAUAUCAACUUUGGCUGAUGUCUCUGAAAACGUACAGCAUUACCUAAAGGUACUGAGUCGCCCUAUGGUGAUACAGAGGAAGAGGAACGCCAUCUGGACGCCGCUGUAUGCUGAUUAUUCUACAGAAGUCUCCCCCGAUCUUUCUGAUGGCCUAAAGUUUCUGACCUCCUAUGCACUACCUGUGUUUGACAUGAAGGACAAAUCUAAAACAGAAGGGAACCUGCUGGGAGUUGUAGGGACUGAUGUCCCUGUAGAUCAAAUUAAAGCUCGUAUCCCUUACAACAAGCUCGGUCCCAAUGGUUAUGCCUUCGUUGUCACCUCUCAGGGAUACGUCUUAUUCCAUCCAAACCUCCGCCCAUUCUAUUUCAAGAGACUGUCUCGAGAGCCUGGACUGAAGGCCAACUUCAGCAGCGUAGAUAUCACAGAGGUCGAAUAUGUAUCCAACAAUGCAGAGUUACAAAUGCUGAGAUUGGAAAUUUUAAAAGCCUCAGGUUACGCAAAUUACAGCAUAAAAAAUGUUGUCGUGCCUUAUGAUGGAAGAAAGCGUGUUUCGGUAGUUGACUUCACCUAUCAUAUAUACCCCAUUGGAGAAACAGGCUUUAAACUGGUGUUUGCUGUGCCUACAGAUUAUGGAACUACAUUAGUUAAUACUAAAGUGUCUUACGGAUCAAACCAAUUGUCAUAUUUCAUGGAUAACAAUACCAGAUUUGCACCUUGGAGAUUCUGUAGAAACGAUGAUAUACUUUUGGCGAAGGGUGAUGAAAGGAAACGAUCACUGUACAACCUUUUUUAUAUUGAAGGCGGAAGGUGCGAGAACAACAAAAUGGCCAAAUUUGAUGUCAUCAGUUUGCACGAUGUUGUUGAACUUUGGAAGUCUGUGUCAACCUACGAGAAUACAAAAAGCUACUAUGCAUCAAAUUUCUCUGUCCAGCUUUUCGGGAAUAAACAUGGUAUUGCGUUGAUUUUCCUGGGAACAAAGAGUGGAAUCACACGCUUCCUCAACACAGACCUCCUACCGUCUAGUCUGGAGUUUAUAAACUUAAAUGAACGGACGGUUGACAGCAUGUAUUACAAACGAGCGGUAGAGGGACGGGUACAAGAUGGCUACAACUUCACAUUUUCGAUGCCGGUUGGUGAAGCUUACACGGGAGAUGAGAAUAAUGUUGUCACUAUCAGCGUCCCGCUUGAGUUAAAUAUUGCACAAGUAGGACCGGCCAAGGACUUAUUCCCAAUGGUCCUGGGACUUCAGAUGAAAUACCAGCAAAUCCAGACAAUAAUCGCGGAUAUAAUACAAAAGUGUUGGAACAUAUCUGAUUGUGAUAUUACAUGUUCCAGUAUUCGUGUUAACUGUUACUUAAUGGAUAACAAUGGUUACGUAAUAAUGAGUAAAGAGCGUGCGGAGGUCGGAGGUUUCUUUGGUGAUGCAAAUGGGGCUAUGAUGCGGGAAAUGUUAGACAGACGUUUGUUUCAAGAGAUAAACUUCAUGGACUACCAAGGUAUGUGCGAGUCUAAUGAUAGUGGGGAAGAUGAAAGCUCAGCUAAUCGUCUCAUAAAUCCAUUUAAAACAAUACUAAGCGUGAUUCUGUGGACAUUUGGUGAAAUUGCAUUGUUUUUAUCACAGUGGUCUUUUCAAAGCUGGUUCCAUUCCUUCCAUCGAUCUGAAGCAUCACCAACCAGUACCGAUUGCCAAACGUUGGAGUAUAACGUGGCGGACAUGACCCCAGAUCUCAAAGAUCUGUUUUACUAUCAUUACAAGAAGAUGGCGCAGUGUCAGCCGAGCUUCGUAAUCAACCCCUGCCAUAAAAACAUGACCUUGUACAAAGCUGAUUUCCGACGUUUACGAAUUCCACGGAUAAAGGGAACCAUUUAUGGUUGCGACCAAUGUAAUAUAUCUUACGUGGUCCAGUGGAUUCGAGACACGAACCUGAUUUUUGUCAUCUCCUCGGCAGGCUGUGACUGUACCGGGCGGCCAGGCUUCGAACAGCCAAACUAUGGCCCGGUGGCAGUACCUCAAACAGAGACACACUUUUGUAGUCGCCUAGAAAAUCAGUCAAGUCAAAGAAGACAAUCAUUUGGCAGGAAAAAUUUCAAAUGUAUAGAUGCGGAUGAUGACACAGAGGACGAUACGCGUUGUGGACAGUGUCAGAUAAGAGUGUCCUUGUUACUGACAAUAUUGUGUCUAAUAUCAACAUGGACAGUCCACACAAAAAUUCGCUCAGAUUCCUGAUACUGAUUGCCAAGUCCAGCCUUCAUCAGCCAUUCAUACUAAGGACCUCAUUUAUCUGAAUUUGAUUCAUAAGGGUUUAGUACGAUUUCUGUGGUUUGGUUGUUUCACCAGUCUGGCUUAUUAUGUUUCCCGAUGUAGCGGGACUGGACUGGGUCGAUCACCGGUGACCAGGUAGCUCAAUUGAUAGAGCAUCCGGCUAGUGUUCGGAGGUCCCGGGUUCGAAUCCCGGUCUGGCCGCUACAUUUUCUCUAUUCCUGUUUCACAGAGAUACAUCAUUAUAAGUUUGCAGUUGAUUACCAUUUUCCAGCAUGCAAAUGCAAAAUUUAAUUAUUAAAACAAUUAAACAAAUUGUGAACAGACAAACAUUAAGGUUUCCAUGUACAUGUAUAUAAGUAUCACUGAUCUAACAUUUCUCACAACUUUUGGCUCAAAUGAAUGAAAGUAAUGUAGAUAUAAACUAGUGUGUGAGGAGAGUUGGGGAUAGAUUAAAUCUACACUAGACUAACACAUUUCUGUUACUGUGGUAAUUAAAACUGAGACCUCUGAUUGGUCAACAUGUAGGCAUUGUUGAGUAAAUCUAAAAUUAGAAGUUACUGUUCCAUUUAUGAUAACCUCCUUUGACAAAAUGGAGGCCUCGGAUUGGUUAAAUGGUUCAACCUCCUUUGACAAAAUGGAGGCCUCAGGAUUGGUUAAAUGGUUCAACCUCCUUUGACAAAAUAGAGUCCUCUGAUUGGUUAAAUGGUUUAACCUCCUUUGACAAAAUGGAGGCCUCUGAUUGGUUGAAUGAGUUAACCUCCUUUGACCAAUGGAGGUCUCUGAUUGGUUGAAUGAUUUAACCUAGCUCCUUUGACAAAAUCGAGGCCCCUGAUUGGUUGAACGGUUUACAGAAGUGACCAAUAGGGGUAUUUAUCCUCCAAAUGACAAUUCUGUUACAAUAUUUCAAUUUACCUACUCAGUUUAUGCACCUUAUAUUGAAUGUGUCAACUGUUUGAUGUGAGAGAGUCAGCUAUAUUAAUUACAUGUUAAUAAAUGUAGCAUAUAGAAUCAGAGAAAUAUGAGGUUGUGAGUAUAUGCUCAAGCCAUUUCUGGCACGAUUUAUAGAAGUUAUAUUAUUAUACAUUUUUCAUUUUAAUCAUAUGAAGCACUUACACUUAUGAAGGGGUAUAAUUCAUGUCAUUUUCAUAACAAAUUGUAUCUAGUGUCUUGAAUCACGGUUCAGAAUAACAAAUAUUCAGCAUUUUGUUCCAUGUUGAAACUGCUUGUUCAUAGAAUAGGUUUAAGAAAUAUCUUUGUACAGUAUUUAUGCAACAAAUCUGCAUAUUUAAUGUUAUGUAUUAUAGAAGUUAAAAACAUAAUAUUGUUUCUACGCAUUGAUAUGUUUUGUUCCUAUCAAAACAGUUACAGCUUGUUAUAGGUCAGUUUUUGCUGUGUAGAAAAGAUGGAGAAAUCAUUUUAACAUUUAUAUGUAUCAACUCAAAUCCCUGUGCAAUUUUAUCAAAAUUUUUGUUUUAAAAUAGAUACUGGUAUAUAGUAUUUUGAAAAGUUACCUAGAAUGCCUGGCACUUUUAGAUUUUUUCCAAGUAAUGCAGCCGACAUUGUCCAUCUAUACAGGUCAUCAUUAUAGUUUUAAAGACUAACAAUUCUGCCGCUAGCUUAGUACAGAACCUUUAAGUUAGUAGAAGCAAAACCAACAGUAUAUACUGAUAAAAUUGAGGAAAAUUUGGUGGUCAGGUCAAAUAUAGUGUUAAAACACUGACCUUUCACCCUGCCGGCGGAGGUUCGCUUCCCCUAUCUGACAUGAAAAGCCAAAUGUAUGUGGUCUCCCGGACGACCACAUCAAUAUAUUAAGUUUACAAAGCUGGAAACUGUUUUAAAUGACACUGACUGUAUUUAUAAUUUACAGACAGUUUGACAAGAAUGUUAUUUUUUCUGUGAUACUGAUUUCUUAUGCACUUGAAUAAGUCUUAAUUGGUUUUCGUGUUACACGUGUAGAAAUACAGAAAAUACAUUCCGACACUAAGCCGGUACCGAGGUAAUCUUUGGCUAAGUAGUACCAUUAUUUAAUAUUACCAAACUGAAUUUUCAAAGUCUUGUUUGUUUCUGUUUUUUAGAUGUAGCAAGUUAUAGAUACAAAAUGUAUUAUAUUUAUACAAAUAGCUGUUGGUACAUGUCACCCUCAAUGAGUAGGGAUAUUAUGACACUGUUGCAUCUGUACUUAUGACUGUAAACAUGAUUAUUUUCGCGGGGGGUUAGUUUCGCGAUUUCAUUAUGUAAACUAUACAUGUGGGGGUAAUUUUUGCAAUUGGUCCACUUACACUUGUAGUUCAAGAUUACGCAAAUUGAUAUCAAAUAAUGUGUGUGGGAGGAAUUUUCGCGAACAAAAGGAGUCCCCAUAAUUAGCGUAAAUUUUCCCCUCGCAGAAAUUUCAACGUUUACAGUAUAAAAAAAUUGGCUCUAAGUUUUCAUUCCUCUGAUGUUGCUGGUAUAGGCAGUAGAAACAUUGCAUUAGUAUUCCUCUGUUUAUGUUAUACUGACAUUCCCCUGUUUAUGUUAUACUGAGAUUCCCCUGUUUAUGUUAUACUGACAUUCCCCUGUUUAUGUUAUACUGACAUUCCCCUGUUUAUGUUAUACUGAGAUUCCCCUGUCUAUGUUAUACUGAGAUUCCUCUGUCUAUGUUAUACUGACAUUCCCCUGUUUAUGUUAUACUGAGAUUCCCCUGUCUAUGUUAUACUGAGAUUCCCCUGUUUAUGUUAUACUGAGAUUCCUCUGUUAUACUGAGAUUCCUCUGUUAUACUGAGAUUCCCCUGUUUAUGUUAUACUGAGAUUCCUCUGUUUAUGUUAUACUGAGAUUCCCCUGUUUAUGUUAUACUGAGAUUCCCCUGUUAUACUGAGAUUCCUCUGUUUAUGUUAUACUGAGAUUCCCCUGUUUAUGUUAUACUGAGAUUCCUCUGUUUAUGUUAUACUGAGAUUCCCCUGUUUAUGUUAUACUGAGAUUCCCCUGUUAUACUGAGAUUCCCCUGUUUAUGUUAUACUGAGAUUCCUCUGUUUAUGUUAUACUGAGAUUCCUCUGUUAUACUGAGAUUCCUCUGUUUAUGUUAUACUGAGAUUCCUCUGUCUAUGUUAUACUGAGAUUCCCCUGUUUAUGUUAUACUGAGAUUCCCCUGUUAUACUGAGAUUCCCCUGUUUAUGUUAUACUGAGAUUCCUCUGUUUAUGUUAUACUGAGAUUCCUCUGUUUAUGUUAUACUGAGAUUCCCCUGUUAUACUGAGAUUCCUCUGUUUAUGUUAUACUGAGAUUCCUCUGUUUAUGUUAUACUGAGAUUCCUCUGUUUAUGUUAUACUGAGAUUCCCCUGUUUAUGUUAUACUGAGAUUCCCCUGUUUAUGUUAUACUGAGAUUCCUCUGUCUAUGUUAUACUGAGAUUCCCCUGUUUAUGUUAUACUGAGAUUCCCCUGUUUAUGUUAUACUGAGAUUCCCCUGUCUAUGUUAUACUGAGAUUCCCCUGUUUAUGUUAUACUGAGAUUCCCCUGUUAUACUGAGAUUCCCCUGUUUAUGUUAUACUGAGAUUCCCCUGUUUAUGUUAUACUGAGAUUCCCCUGUUAUACUGAGAUUCCCCUGUUUAUGUUAUACUGAGAUUCCCCUGUUUAUGUUAUACUGAGAUUCCCCUGUUUAUGUUAUACUGAGAUUCCUCUGUUUAUGUUAUACUGAGAUUCCUCUGUUAUACUGAGAUUCCUCUGUUUAUGUUAUACUGAGAUUCCUCUGUUAUACUGAGAUUCCUCUGUUUAUGUUAUACUGAGAUUCCCCUGUUUAUGUUAUACUGAGAUUCCUCUGUUUAUGUUAUACUGAGAUUCCUCUGUUAUACUGAGAUUCCCCUGUUUAUGUUAUACUGAGAUUCCCCUGUUUAUGUUAUACUGAGAUUCCCCUGUCUAUGUUAUACUGAGAUUCCCCUGUUUAUGUUAUACUGAGAUUCCCCUGUCUAUGUUAUACUGAGAUUCCCCUGUCUAUGUUAUACUGAGAUUCCCCUGUUAUACUGAGAUUCCCCUGUUUAUGUUAUACUGAGAUUCCUCUGUUUAUGUUAUACUGAGAUUCCCCUGUCUAUGUUAUACUGAGAUUCCCCUGUUUAUGUUAUACUGAGAUUCCCCUGUUUAUGUUAUACUGAGAUUCCUCUGUUUAUGU